Microcebus murinus (gray mouse lemur) is the source of this 1866-nucleotide messenger RNA. RefSeq names its product transmembrane protein 163 (gene TMEM163). Gene Ontology annotation, molecular function: zinc ion binding. The record is from RefSeq and is a predicted model, not a curated record. Lineage: Eukaryota; Metazoa; Chordata; Mammalia; Primates; Cheirogaleidae. Gene Ontology annotation, cellular component: synaptic vesicle membrane.
CCGCGCCAUGGAGCCGGCCGCGGGCAGCGAGCGCCGCAACAACCGGGCCCGCCGUCCCGCCGCCCCGGGGCACGCGCCCUUGGCCGCCCCCGGCCCGGCCCGCCCCGGCCGCGGAGCUCCGGCGCGCGAGCCGCCGCAGCCCGAGGAGGAGCGGCAGGUGCGGAUCAGCGAGAGCGGCCAGUUCAGCGACGGGCUGGAGGACCGAGGCUUACUAGAAAGCAGCACCCGACUGAAGCCCCACGAAGCCCAGAACUACAGAAAGAAGGCUUUGUGGGUGUCCUGGUUCUCCAUUAUUGUCACCCUGGCCCUUGCGGUGGCUGCCUUUACUGUCUCCGUUAUGAGGUACAGCGCCUCUGCUUUUGGGUUUGCAUUUGAUGCCAUCCUUGACGUCCUGUCAUCGGCGAUUGUCCUGUGGCGUUACAGCAACGCGGCCGCUGUGCACUCUGCCCACCGGGAGUACAUAGCCUGUGUCAUCUUGGGGGUGAUAUUCCUUCUGUCCUCCAUAUGUAUAGUGGUCAAAGCCAUCCAUGACCUCUCAACUAGGCUGCUCCCAGAAGUGGACGAUUUCCUGUUCAGCGUCUCCAUUUUAAGUGGGAUUCUUUGCAGCAUCCUGGCCGUGUUGAAGUUCAUGCUGGGGAAGGUUCUGACCAGCAGAGCACUCAUAACAGAUGGCUUCAACUCCCUCGUGGGCGGCGUGAUGGGCUUCUCCAUUCUCCUGAGUGCGGAAGUGUUCAAGCACAACGCGGCGGUCUGGUACCUGGACGGCAGCAUCGGGGUGCUGAUCGGCCUCACCAUAUUUGCCUACGGGGUCAAGCUCCUCAUCGACAUGGUGCCGAGGGUGAGGCAGACGCGUCACUACGAGAUGUUUGAGUGACUGCCCGGCGUGGGCGGCUGCGCAUCCGAGUGAGACCUCCCAGACGACCAGAGGUUUCCACGUGGGCCGAGGGUGCCAAUAUUUACCUGAACAUCCAGUUUCUUUGUUGGGAGUUUUCCUUCACAGUCUGUCGUCACGGGGCGAGGUCUGCCCAGCAGGUGGACCUGCCCUGUCCCCCUCCCCCGCUGCCCCCCAUCAGACAGUUAGGACAGACGCCCUUAGGAGGGGACACGCUUUCCCCUCUCCAGCUGGGACUGAUGUUUUUUUUCUAUUUUCUGGAGUAAACGGUUCUCCUGGGUAGGAUACACCUUUGCUCGGCAGGAGGGCUUCUGUGGUGCUCUGAGCCUGACACGGAUAGCAACCGACCAGACCCGCCUCCUCGGGGACUGCGUGUGGCCCUGCCACCCCCUAGUUCCAAAGUCUCUUCUCUCCUGGCAGAUUUUAAGGGAAGACUGUGCCCUUCCGUCUCUCGCCCCCCUUUACAUACCCAGAACCAUCAGUAUAUGGCUUCCUAAUUCCUAUCACCGUAUCUCAUUAGUUUCAUACUGUUUUACUAAUCCUAAACAGAUUUAUUUGUUCAAAAGGAGACCAUUCUAUUUUUUAAAGUACUUAGUGAUAUAUGUAUGAGCUUUGCAUGGAUGAACUAAAUAAGCACAUGACCCUUUCUCGUACAUUCGGAACCUGAACACCCAUGUGAAAAACACGAUCCAUUUUUGACAGAUGUGAGACUACGGUUUAUUUGUAAUAAAUAAUUAUCGGUAUAUGCAUAUAUCCGUAUGCUGUGUUCAGUGGUAAUGCUGUAUACAUUGCAGUCUGUGCAAGAGACGGUUUACUCCUCUGUAAGGAACGAAACGUUUUCGGUUUACGUAACGUUAGGUUUAGAGUCCGUAGACACACGUCCCCCCAGCCCGCAAGGAUCUGUACCUCUCACACCGCUGCUCGCCCGGGCAGCAGUGUCCGACCAAUAAACAACUUUACCUGUUUGUACGGUA